Molecule: messenger RNA, 1008 nt
Organism: Aspergillus fumigatus Af293
Lineage: Eukaryota; Fungi; Ascomycota; Eurotiomycetes; Eurotiales; Aspergillaceae
Product: putative integral membrane protein
Source: RefSeq, a predicted model, not a curated record
AUGGCAUUGCACAGUCGCAGUAGGGCGAUAUUCACCGUGUCCAUGGUAUUCCUGUGUCUAUCGUUUAUUGCCGUUGCUCUGCGGUGCUUCGUCCGGCUGAGACUGGUGAAGGCUUUUGGAUGGGAUGAUGGCCUGAUGGUGUUAGCAAUGCUACUCAACAUCUGGUUCUCAAUAUGCAUACUGGCUGGCUCGGUUGCCGGGUUCGGGAAACGAUUUAGCCAGUUCGACUCCUUAGAAGAUACCCAAACGGCUCUGCUGUGGUGGUGGCUUGCCCAGAUCGCCUAUGUUUGCACCGUGGCAACUGCACGAAUCUCCAUCGCAAUGCUCCUUCUCCGUCUUACCGUCCGCCGGCGCCAAUCAGCCGUCCUGUAUAUGGUCAUCGGGCUAACAUCCACUGUCGGCCUUGCCUUCUUGCUUAUUCUGACAUUGCAGUGCUCUCCGGUUCGAGAUUUCUGGCAACAAACGGACCGAAGCCACUGUAUUGACGCCAAGUAUGUAGUGGACAUUGCAUACUUGUAUAGCGCGACUGCAUGUCUUUGCGACUUCACCCUUGGACUCUUCCCUGUAUAUCUUGUGAAAGACCUGCAUAUGAGCUGGAGGACCAAAUGGGCGAUCAGAGGCAUUCUCAGCAUGGGAUGCUUAGCCGGUGCUGCCGUCGUAGUCCGUUUCCCCUAUCUCCGGAACUAUAACCAUCCAGACUUCCUCUAUGCCACCGCCGGUAUCGCUAUCACGUCCAACAUCGAGGCCGGUCUUGGCAUCAUGGCUGGAGGUCUCAUCACGCUCCGUCCACUCAUGCGCUGGCUCCGAGACGUCAGUCAAAAGGUGUCGAGCGCAGCAAAAGGAGUAGCAUCUAGUAGUAAUCGAACGCAAACCUCCUCCUCCGUUGAACAAAAGCACCCCUCACCAAUUCAGGGGCUGCCUGAUAUUGAAGCGCCUGAUAUUGAAGCAGCAAUGUCGUCCCACCCAUCGCUGACCGAGGAACCUCGGCUUGCAGCUGGGGCGAUAUAG